CAAACAUGGCAGCCGACUGAUUUCAUUGUUUUCUCUAAGCCACGUCGGCAUGCUUAAUUUUAUUACUUUUGCUUUCUCGUUUACUGAUGAUUUUAAAAAUCCACCCACAUGAGUCUACCUGUAGAAGAAGACGACAUUAGAAUGUUUUCUUCAUCGUAUCCACCUUCAGUCAAUGACUGGAUGAAGGCAAUUCGACGUCCCACCCCUUACAGAGUUGGCAACGCCCGAGUGCAUCUAAAGCCAAGAGUGGUUUUUUAUGCAGUUAUGUUUUCAACCGCUGUCCUUGUUUUACUGAUAAUGUUUAUACCACGGCAGUCACACCAGCCAUGUAUACAAAAAGAGAUUGAGUAUAAUACAACAUACCCCUUGACCAAUCCAUUCAACAUUUUACAUGGAACCGUGUAUAAAAUUGGACUUGUCACAGACUUGGACACCAAUUCGAAAAGCGAGAAACCUGACACAUGGUUCAGUUACUACCGCACUGGAAAUUUCACCCUAUCUCAUGAUCGAAUCUCAGCAGGCGUCAUUCUUGGUCAACCGAUGAUUUUCACAUCAACGCUUGGACAGGGUGGAAGGGGAAUGGAACUGUCAGAACUAGUUGUGUUUAAUGGAAAAUUAUAUACUGUUGAUGACAGAACAGGAAUUAUUUAUCAUAUAGUGGGUAAUAAAGUUAUUCCAUGGGUUGUGCUACCUGAUGGUAAUGGUGAAAACAAUAAAGGCUUUAAGUGCGAAUGGGCAUCAGUGAAAGGCCGUCGUCUGUAUGUUGGUGGACUAGGUAAGGUUUGGACAACUGGUACAGGGGAAGUUGUAAACCAUGAUCCACAGUGGGUGAAGUCUAUAGGUCCCCUGGGUGACGUACAACACCUGGACUGGCGCCAGCAAUACAACGCACUUAGAGAGGCCACUGGAAUUAAGGAUCCAGGGUACAUUAUUCAUGAAGCUGGAGUUUGGAGUGAAGUGCACCAGAAGUGGUUUUUCUUGCCACGUCGUGCUAGUAAAGAAAAGUAUGAUGAGACAGCCGAUGAGAGGAGAGCUACUAACCUGAUGUUUAUUGCAGAUGAAUUCUUCCAAAACAUUAAUGUAAAAUCUAUAGGGCAAGUGAACCCUACACAUGGCUUCUCGUCCUUUAAGUUUGUGCCAGGCACUGAGGAUACAGUGAUUCUUGCACUGAAGAGUGAGGAAGAUCAAGGAAAAAUAGCAUCAUACAUCCUUGCAUUUGAUAUAAAGGGCAAUCUGAUAAUGCCUGAACAGAAGAUUGGAGAUGUCAAAUAUGAGGGUAUAGAAUUUGUAUGAGUCUUAGAUUUUGACUUUUGUCAUGUGUGUUUGUGUACACGUGUGUGCAUAGUAUGCAUAUACAUAUGUAAUGUGUGCAUACAUCUGUGUAAAUGGCUACGCUCUUUUUCACACCUGUUGCGAGGAAAUGUGAUUUCUAGAUUGGGGAUUUUGUGCUUAAGUGGAUUUUAUUCAGUCUGACAAUUAUUGCACAAGUGAAAUGAGAGUACUUAAGACAUGUUUUGAAUGUGUUCAAUCAUUCUGUUUUUCCCUUGUCUGCUCAUGUAUGAGUGUUUAUUUGGUCACUACAUAUUACCAAGAAGAGUACAUAGCUAUAACUGUUACUUAAAGAGUAUAUUUUGUGAUACUCCCAUAUAUUUGAAUGCAUGGUCCAUCUUGUUUUCAUGUCUACUUUAGUUCUAAAAUUUUAUGAUCUGCUUAAUACACUAGGUAUAUACAGGGAAAACAAACUGUUCUAUAUGUUGAUUGAAAAAAACAUUUAUUUUUUAUUUCUGUUGGAAACAGCCAAUAAUUUUAUAGGUGGUGCAAACAUUGCUAAAGAUGUGCCACAAUAUUUACACAAGGGGGCAUUGAUAAUGUAGGUGGCACCAACAGUAAAAACUUUCACAGUAGUUAUUGUUCUGAGCAAAACCAUGUUGGUUUUUGUGACUUGCUUAUUUUGGCUAUGUACGUAAAGAAUGCAUUAAGGAGAGCCUUUUUUGUGUAGUCGCAUGUAUUGUUGCCUCAUAGAAUCACCAUAGGUGGCAAGCAAAGGUAAAGAUAAAUCAUUUCAUGCUACGUUUCCUAAUCAAAUCAGCAAAUAGACACAGCAUGUAUAUUCUGCCCUUUAAGGGCAUUAUUUACCUACAAUUCAUUAAAAGAUGCACACUCUUAGAAGGAUUAGAACCAUUUUUAUAUAUGAGGGCAUAAUACUUUACUCACGGCUGCAGAUUUAUAACUACAACAUACAGUGAAUUUAGAUUGUCUUUAACUCAGGUGUUUGCUACACUGUGUGACAACUGACACAACAGAGAAAGAUUACCCUUCAGGGGAAGGACUUAGACUUCCUUCAAAGUGGUUUAGAUUGCAUUGCUUUGCAGCAGUCAGUUAUUUGAUCUUCAAAGAAAUAAAACAGAUGGCUUUUGGCCUUUAGACCAAAUGCAUCAUUUUGUCCAACUCUGAAACAGAAUGACACAGUUGAAGGUAUGCUUUGGCAAAUGACAAGAAAUUGUUUCUACCCAGCCAGUUGUUUAAGUGUGUAAUCUUUUAGGGAACCUAAAAGGCUACAGGAGUGAGCUGGGCUCUGCAUACCACAUGCUUUUCCCUAGACAAGGUGAACUACUUUUGUUUUACUACUUCUAAAGAUAUUAACUAUUGAAAUUUGAUCCCUUGAUCCUCCUCUUCUAUUUUUUUUUCAUUUUAAUUCCUCAUUUUGGAAAAAGUGCAAAACAGUGGAGUCUAAAUUAUUGGUUGCUGUCUCGUCGCUUCUAUAUAUCAAAGGGUCUGCUAGUGAGAAUAUAUGGCAAUGUUCAUAAAGUUCGGGAACAGUUGUAAUCCAUUUCUCUGCCUUACAUGGUUAGCUGUCCAAAUUGUUGCUUUUUUUCUCCUCAUUGAUCCAUGUUUAGUAUGUUUGAAGUGUUCGUUGUUAAGUUCACUUUCAGUGGAGCAGUUGCUUUAUACAUUGCUGUUCAAUACUUUUUUCAUUGUAUAAAUAUGAAAAUCAUGUUCACUUAAACAUUCCUCAAGGUUACAAAUGAUAUAGUUUGUACAUCUUUGUAGCAAUUCUGUUUCAUUCAGAAAACAGAUAAGGUUACAAAAAAUAGUGAUUUAAAAAUAUUUUGCUUUCUUGAGGACAGCCUCAACUAGUUACAUUGCUAACCUUGGCUCCUGCCAUGUUAGGCAGGGCAAAUGUUCCCACAAGUUAUUCCAGCAUGAUUGAUACUUUCUCUCAAUGUCACAUCCUUUCUGUCUUCCCCCAAAAUUGUAUUGGACAGCUGGUAGGGAGAUAAUUAGUUGUGACUGUACUAUAUUUCUGGGAAAAAUCAGUCAGUAUGGAAUGUAACUUGAAUAUACAAAACUCUUAAGAGCAUGUGUGCAUACAUUGUGCAUGCCCACUUAUACCCAUAUUUGGCAGCAUGUCUACAAUAGCAGAAGUUUACAAUGACAUUUUAUUUUUCAUUAGAGCUGUAAGUAAUGCAUAGUUUUGGCAGUCAUAAUCAUAUAACCUGGGGUUUUCAGUAUGAAUUACUGCAUUCUAAAAUAUAUAUACACAAAGGUAAAAAAAAGUGUUCUCAGAGGCAGUUAAUAUAGAUUUGUAGAUAGUUGUGAACAGACAUGCAGUAAAAAAGGCGAUUUGUUUAAGAUACAUGUGUUGUAAGGUCUAUCAAAAUCUAAGCAGUUAGCGUCCUUCUUGCUUCAAUUGCAUAAUAAUUAAGGUAAAAGGUAAAGGUCAACCCUUAGCCCUUGCAUGGGGGAUGUUUCAGCACCAGACAGGUAUCGAACUGGUGUGCCUUUUGACUUGGCUUUAACCACAGAACUAUUCACUUCACGGACGAUAACUGAAUCAUGUCUUUCAGAUAAUUAUAUGUUUUUCAUACUCUUUAAGAAACUCAUGUCAGAUGGACUACACAUUAAAACAACCACAAGUUACCCUUGACUCCUUUUGUCAUGGAAAAGGGAAUAAAAACCAUUUUUACCAGAAAACCUGCGGGGUUAGCUUUUGCUCAUUGCUUGAUGAGCAUGCUCAUUGCAUGUUACCCUCCAAGAUCUUCAGUGCCAAUAAUUGUGAAUUGAGAGUAGUUCUCAUUUCCAAACACUUGAGGCAUAAAGUUUCUAGCUUUAUUCCUGUUUUUUAUAUAUCACAGGUGGAACAGGAUUCAUGCCCAAAGAUGAAAAUUUUAACGUCAUGCAUUUUUAGACAUUGUGUAUGUAAAUGGACAAGGACUUUUAUGGGUGGAGAGAGUGGGGUUGAGGGGUUAAUAAAGGUGUAGUGGGGUGCAGUUUGCAUUUCUAAUAACUGGCUGCAGCUCAGUUUAUUAUUUUCCCUAAAUCCCUUCCACCCUUCCUGAUACAUGCCUACAAACCUUAUCUUGUUCAGAAGGGGGUCAAAUUCAUGAUAUGUUUGUCCACAGAUCAGCCUAACUUAAACGUGUGGUCUUUACUCUCCCAGUGGUUGUAGCCUUUACAGUAUUAACUUAUCCAUGUACAAUCUAGAUAACCCUGUUUUUGAACUCUUUCUGUGCAAGUAGAUAUGUUGUAGUUGUCUGGAGUGUGGAAGGGGAAAAAAGUGCCAGGAUUUAUUAAGGAAAUAUUAUCUUGUACUGAACUUGACCCAGUCCUUAAAAAAAGGCAGUUUACUAGAUUAAUUUUCAAUGUAUUAUGCAGAACUAUGUUCACUGCUGAAAUGCUUAUAAGCUCAUCGUAUUGCAUAAAUUUUUGAAGUGCCUAAGUACAAGUAACCUCACCAAGCCCCAUCUCUUAGGUCAUUUGUUUCGUUUUCAGCUCAUUCUGUCACAAGAGUUUUAAUAUUUAGGGGUUUCACUUAGGGGUUUUCAUAUCAAUCUCCACUCUCCAGGUCUAUGUUUCUCAGAAUUUUGUCUAUAAGACAGGGAUUAUUAGCUGUCAUUGAUACACAUAUGUAUUAUGAUCACAGAUCUACUUAAGAUAAAUUUUCCUAUAAAGGUGUGCAUAUUUAAGACACCCCCUCCUUACAAAACAAACAAACAAAAAAAAAAAAAGGAAAAAUCAAACUUGCACAUUCUCUUUGGGGUUAACAGUUAUGGCAUUACACAGAUUUAACUUAGCAUAAUUUCACACAAAUAUACAUUCUAAAAACAAAAAUUCUUUAACCAGACACUUCCACAAUUCUCUUCCAUUAUCACAUUAUGGUAAUUAAUAUGUUUACAUUUUAAUAUAAUAGUAUUAGUCUGCAUCUUUUGUUAUGUAGGCUAAGUGAAUAGGGUGGGUAGGGGUAAAUUUGCUUUGUGUAAAAAGUAUGUAUGCAGAAGUCUGCUCAAGUUCAGCAAGAACUGAGAAAAGAAAUAGGUUUGUAUACACAUUUAUUUUAGUAAGCAGGACUGCUUAGCUAAAAUAUUGUGAAAUUAUACUAAGAUAGGUCUUUUGAUUGCAUGUGAUACAACCAAAUAGCAAUAAAUCAAGAGAAUUCAUUACCAAUCACAAAUUAAAGAAACCUGAUUUUGUUUUAAAGUUUGGAGACAUUUUAAUUCUGUUGCAUUAUACAAGAGGCUGGUGAUAAAAAAGAAUGUGAUAUUAUGUCUGUUACAGUACUUUAGACAUGACUGCAUGUUCAUAAAAUCAUCAACAUAGCAUGGCCAUAUAUUUAUGUAUAUGCAUACAUAUGCUCCAGCUACACAUUCAAAUUACUAGCCUUAGAACUUUUUGCAAUCUAGAUUUUCUAUUAAUAUCCUAUCACCUGAAAGACAAAAGCUUGUUUUAUUUUUCUACCCCUUUCCAUUUUCAUUGCUAUUAAAAGGUGCUGCAACCUGAAGUGCAAGAUUCUUAAAUGCACAGGUCAUGUGCAACAGCUUUAGGAAUCUUUUCUAAAUUACAAGGAUUUAUGCAGGAAAAUCACUGAGCAUCUGCUUCACUUUUAUUGAUGCUUUAAGUUGAUGUAGAUAACAGUUGAUACAUAAACUCAAGCAUGACUUACAUAAUAUAUUUAUGUACUAAUUGGGCAAGCAUUUUUUGUCAUCAGCAAUUACUCUGCUGUGCAUUCAAGUUGUUUUGUUAGCAGGCUGCAAGAAUGUGUACAUAAGUGUAUUAAAAGAAUUGGAUUUGCUGAUUGGCUGAUUCAUUUACAGUUGGUUUCUGAAGAAACCUGGUUGACAGUCCUUUCUUUGCAAACAUUAUUAAAUGGUAAAAUUUAAUCUGUUCAGUUGUAAAAUCUCACCCUCUUCCUCUUCUAAAGAGCUUGCUCUUUUCAAAUGAAUGAUAAAGUUACUGCCGCUAAACA
Messenger RNA from Pomacea canaliculata, 6244 nucleotides. Its product is annotated as soluble calcium-activated nucleotidase 1-like. The transcript is spliced from 3 exons. Gene Ontology annotation, molecular function: UDP phosphatase activity; GDP phosphatase activity; calcium ion binding. Lineage: Eukaryota; Metazoa; Mollusca; Gastropoda; Architaenioglossa; Ampullariidae. The record is from RefSeq and is a predicted model, not a curated record. The coding region runs from base 109 to 1293 and encodes 394 amino acids. Gene Ontology annotation, biological process: proteoglycan biosynthetic process.